Fraxinus pennsylvanica is the source of this 2727-nucleotide messenger RNA. The record is from the annotation of a GenBank genome assembly. Lineage: Eukaryota; Viridiplantae; Streptophyta; Magnoliopsida; Lamiales; Oleaceae.
AUGCCCACCAUACACACCACCGCCGUUGCUCUUUUUUUAACCUUGUUCACCGCCGUUGCCGCCGUUGAGAACAACCUUAACCGGCGGCUCCUUCACCAGCCUCUUUUCCCAUUUGAUGAUCACUCCUACCCUCCCGCAAUACAACCACCCGUAAUUUCUCAACCACCAUUAUUGUCUCCAUCUCCGCAGCCUCAACCUCAACAACAGCAGCCAAAAUACCCAUUUUCUACACUCACACCACCAGAUACACAAAACCAGUUUUUUCCGUUUUACCCCUCCCCGCCACCACCACCUCCGCCGCCCUCCUCCACCGACUUUGCCACCUUUCCCGCCAACAUCUCCUCCCUCAUUCUUCCGUCCUCUUCAUCACACUCCAACAAACCCGUUUCUCAUAAGCUCAUCGCCGUCAUCAUCUCCGUCGCCCUCCUCUCAGCCGCCCUCUUCGCCACUUUCCUCCUCCUCUUCCUCCGUCGGCAUCACCUUCCCCAUAAAACAGACAGCCUUCGUCUGGUCCCUCCCGAUACUACUCCCUCUGAUACCACCACCACCGACAUCAGUAAAAAACCACCACCUCCGCCGUUCCCCCACCACACACCCACCUCCACCUCCUCCGAGUUCCUCUACUUGGGUACCCUAGUCAGCUCCCGAGAUGCAAAUGUUGGCUCCGCCGCCACCCAAAAUGAAAAGAACGCCCCUGCAGCCUCGCUAGAUUACCAGCGGCUGGGGUCGCCGGAGCUCCACCCUCUCCCGCCCCUGCCACGUCAACACUCUCACCAAAAUUACAAAGAUGCUACAGCAAACAACCCUCGUUCUUCUUAUUCUUCCUCAGAAGAAAAUGAAGAAGAGUUUUUUUCACCAAGAGAGUCCACAGGAAACAAUGCUAGUCCAUUUCACACGAGGUCAUCACCUCCUAAAAGCUUAAACCCAAUUAAUUUGAACUCUCCAGCUCAUUCUUCGUCAUCUGAUAAUAGCCCACCAGUGGUGCUGAAUUCCAGUAGCCCCAGGAGCUUAGCAUCAAAAUCACCGGAUAGCUUACUGAAUUUUCCGGCCCCUUUACCGCGUUAUAUCCCGCCGCCUCCACCCCGGGAGCCGAGGGCAUAUACGCCAUUUUCGCCUUCAUCGUCUGAGGAUGGGGCCCGUAAUUCCUCGCCUCAGAGUUUUGAGAUUUUGGGUGUUAGAAGAGGGCCAACCCCAUCCCGUCCUCCGCCUCCACCGCCGCCACCACCACAAAAGUCAUGGGAAUCGAAGUCGCUACCGGGGCCACCAGAGCUGCUGGCGCCGUCGAGGACGGUGGUGGUGCAGAAUGUGAGUGGGGUUGCGGGAAAUUUGGAAAGCAAAAGCGAGGAAACAAAUUUGAAGCCAAAGUUGAAGCCUUUACAUUGGGAUAAAGUGAGAGCUAGUUCUGAUAGAGCAAUGGUUUGGGAUCAGUUGAAAUCAAGCUCGUUCCAGUUGAAUGAGAAAAUGAUCGAGACGUUGUUCAUCGUGAAUUCUUCGAGUAUGAAUGCGAAAGAUGGUGCUAGGCGCAUGAUUCUCCCUGAAGUAAAUCAAGAAAACCGGGUUCUUGAUCCGAAGAAGUCUCAGAACAUUGCUAUUUUGUUGCGGGCACUUAAUGUCACCGUAGACGAAGUUUGUGAAGCACUCAUAGAAGGAAGUGCUGACACACUGGGAACAGAGCUUCUCGAGAGUUUAUUAAAGAUGGCUCCCUCAAAAGAGGAAGAAUGGAAACUGAGGGAGUUCAAAGAUGAAUCUCCAUUCAAGCUGGGCCCUGCCGAGAAAUUUCUCAAGGCAAUGCUUGAUAUACCUUUUGCAUUCAAGAGGGUGGAUGCCAUGCUUUAUAUAGCCAAUUUCGAGUUGGAGGUCGAGUACCUUAGGAGGUCGUUUGAGACGCUAGAGGCAGCUUGUAAAGAACUGAGGGGAAGCAGAAUGUUCCUAAAACUUCUCGAAGCAGUGCUCAAGACUGGGAACCGCAUGAAUGUUGGGACCAACCGUGGGGAUGCCCAUGCCUUCAAGCUCGACACGCUUUUGAAGCUUGUAGAUGUAAAGGGCACUGAUGGGAAGACCACCCUUCUGCAUUUCGUUGUUCAAGAAAUCAUCAGAGCAGAAGGUGUCCGCCUUUCUGGAGCAGCCGAUCAGAAUCUAAAUGCUGAAAAGGUCCCACAAUCCGCUUUGCAAGAUGAAGUCGAAUUUAGAAAGAUCGGUCUUCAAGUUGUUUCUGGGUUGAGUGGGGAGCUUACGAAUGUGAAGAAAGCUGCUGCAAUGGAUGCAGACGUGCUUAGUAAUGAAGUCGUAAAACUUGCUACAGGGAUUACAAAGAUAACGGAAGUUGUGAAACAGAAUGAAGAGCUACCAUUGAAGGACAGUAGCGCAAAGUUUUCCAACUCGAUGAAGGGUUUUUUAGAGAAGGCGGAAUCAGAGAUUAUCAACGCUCAAGCACAAGAGAGUGUUGCUCUCUCAAUGGUAAAGGAACUAACCAGGUAUUUUCAUGGCGACUCAGCAAGGGAAGAAGCUCAUCCAUUCCGGAUAUUCAUGGUCGUGAGGGACUUUCUCUCAGUACUGGACAGGGUAUGCAAGGACGUAGGAAAGAUAAACGAGCGAACCAUGGUAAACUCAGGUCGACAAAUUCAAAUGCCUGUUCAUCCUAGCCUUCCUCAAGUUUUUCUUGGAGUAAACGAAAGGCAGCAGUACAGUAUUAGUUCGUCUGAUGAUGAAAGCUCAUCCUCGACUUAA